CAGUAAGGACUGCUUCCGGGUCAGGGGGCAGGAGACACCAUGGAAGCUCGCGGAGCCGCGGGGCCGCCUGCGCCACUGGCGGGCGUCUGAGGCGAGUUUGACCGCCCGCCGGGGACACGCAGGCUGGUUCCGCAGUGCCGCGGUGGCCGCCAUGUCGGUGCUGGGAGAGUAUGAGCGACACUGCGAUUCCCUCAACUCGGACUUCGGGAGCGAGUCCGGGGGCGGCGGAGACUCGGGCCCGGGGCCCAUCGCCAGCCCGGGGCCGCGAGCCGGCGGCACGGUGGAGCAGGAGGAGCUGCACUACAUCCCCAUCCGUGUCCUGGGCCGCGGCGCCUUCGGGGAGGCCACGCUGUACCGCCGCACCGAGGAUGACUCACUGGUGGUGUGGAAGGAAGUUGAUUUGACCCGGCUGUCUGAGAAGGAGCGUCGUGAUGCCUUGAAUGAGAUUGUUAUUCUGGCACUGCUGCAGCAUGACAACAUUAUUGCCUACUACAAUCACUUCAUGGACAAUACCACCCUGCUGAUUGAGCUGGAAUAUUGUAAUGGAGGGAACCUGUAUGACAAAAUCCUUCGUCAGAAGGACAAGUUGUUUGAGGAAGAGAUGGUGGUGUGGUACCUUUUUCAGAUUGUUUCAGCAGUGAGCUGUAUCCAUAAAGCUGGAAUCCUCCAUAGAGAUAUAAAGACAUUAAAUAUUUUUCUGACCAAAGCAAACCUGAUAAAGCUUGGAGAUUAUGGCCUAGCAAAGAAACUUAAUUCUGAGUAUUCUAUGGCUGAGACGCUUGUGGGAACUCCAUAUUACAUGUCUCCAGAACUCUGCCAAGGAGUAAAGUACAAUUUCAAGUCUGAUAUCUGGGCAGUCGGCUGUGUCAUUUUUGAACUGCUUACACUGAAGAGAACGUUUGAUGCUACAAACCCACUCAACCUAUGUGUGAAGAUCGUGCAAGGAAUCCGGGCCAUGGAAGUUGAUUCUAGCCAGUACUCUUUGGAAUUAAUUCAGAUAGUUCAUGCAUGCCUUGACCAGGGAGAUGGAAGAAAAAGUCACUCUGCUUAAUGCACCUACAAAGAGACCAAGGUCAAGCACCGUGACUGAAGCACCUAUUGCUGUGGUAACAUCACGAACCAGUGAAGUCUAUGUUUGGGGUGGCGGAAAAUCCACUCCCCAGAAAUUGGAUGUCAUCAAGAGUGGCUGUAGUGCCCGACAGGUGUGCGCAGGGAACACCCAUUUUGCUGUGGUCACAGUGGAGAAGGAACUGUACACCUGGGUGAACAUGCAAGGGGGUACUAAGCUCCAUGGUCAGCUAGGCCAUGGAGACAAAGCUUCCUAUCGGCAGCCAAAGCAUGUGGAAAAGUUGCAAGGCAAAGCUAUCCGUCAAGUGUCAUGUGGUGAUGAUUUCACUGUCUGUGUGACAGAUGAGGGUCAGCUCUAUGCCUUUGGAUCAGAUUAUUAUGGCUGCAUGGGAGUAGACAAGAUUUCUGGCCCUGAAGUUCUAGAACCCAUGCAGCUGAACUUCUUCCUCAGCAAUCCAGUGGAGCAGGUCUCCUGUGGGGAUAAUCAUGUGGUGGUUCUGACACGAAAUAAGGAAGUCUAUUCUUGGGGCUGUGGGGAAUAUGGACGACUAGGUUUGGAUUCAGAAGAGGAUUACUAUACACCACAGAGGGUGGAUGUUCCCAAGGCCUUAAUUAUUGUUGCAGUUCAGUGUGGCUGUGAUGGGACCUUCCUGCUGACACAGUCAGGCAAAGUCCUGGCUUGUGGACUCAACGAGUUUAACAAACUAGGUCUGAAUCAGUGCAUGUCUGGAAUCAUUAACCAUGAAGCUUACCAUGAAGUUCCCUACACAACCUCCUUUACCUUGGCCAAACAACUGUCUUUUUAUAAAAUCCGUACCAUUGCCCCAGGCAAGACUCACACAGCUGCUAUUGAUGAACGAGGCCGGCUGCUGACCUUUGGCUGUAAUAAGUGUGGGCAGCUAGGUGUUGGGAAUUAUAAGAAGCGCCUCGGAAUCAACCUGUUGGGGGGACCCCUUGGUGGGAAGCAAGUGAUCAGGGUCUCCUGUGGCGAUGAAUUCACCAUUGCUGCCACUGAUGAUAAUCACAUUUUUGCCUGGGGUAAUGGUGGUAAUGGGCGUCUGGCGAUGACUCCCACUGAGAGACCACAUGGCUCUGACAUCUGCACCUCAUGGCCUCGGCCUAUUUUUGGAUCUCUUCAUCAUGUCCCAGACCUUUCCUGCCGUGGCUGGCACACCAUUCUCAUUGUUGAGAAAGUACUGAAUUCGAAGACUAUCCGUUCUAAUAGCAGUGGACUGUCAAUUGGAACUGUGGUUCAAAGCUCUAGCCCAGGAAGCGGUGGUGGUGGUGGCGGUGAAGAGGAAGACAGUCAGCAGGAAUCUGAAACUCCUGACCCGAGUGGAGGCUUCCGGGGAACAAUGGAAGCAGACCGUGGUAUGGAAGGUUUAAUCAGUCCCACUGAGGCCAUGGGGAACAGUUGUGGGGCCAGCAGCUCCUGUCCUGGCUGGCUUCGAAAGGAGCUGGAAAAUGCAGAAUUCAUCCCCAUGCCUGACAGCCCAACUCCCCUAAGUGCUGCAUUUUCAGAAUCUGAGAAAGACACAUUGCCCUAUGAAGAGCUGCAAGGACUCAAAGUCACCUCUGAAGUUCCUCCAGAAUGCAUGCCCCCAGUAGGAGCCUGGCCUCCCCGGCUGAGUCCUGCAGUUCCAUGUGCCGGAAAGGGAACUCCAUUGACCUCUCCAGCCUGUGCGUGCAACAGUCUGCAGGUGGAGGUUGAGAGGUUGCAGGGUCUGGUGGUAACAUGUCUGGCUGAACAACAGAAGCUACAGCAAGAAAACUUCCAGAUUUUUACCCAACUACAAAAGCUGAGCAAGAAGGUAGAAGGAGGGCAGCAGGUGGGGAUGCAUUCCAAAGGAACUCAGACAACAAAGGAAGAGAUGGAAAUGGAUCCAAAGCCUGACUUAGAUUCAGAUUCCUGGUGCCUUCUUGGAACGGACUCUUGUCGACCCAGCCUCUAGUCUCCUGAGCCCACAUAGUCCUCAGGAAACUGGGACCCAAAGAACUUCACAACACACUUACCAAAUGCAGAGAGCAGCUUUCCUGGCUUUGUUCACUUGCAGACAAGGAGCGCAAGGCAGUGGCUCUAAAGCACUUUCCUUAUACAUUUGGAGAGUGGCAUUGCCUUUUAGAUAGGAUCUAGGAGUGAUUUUGUUUUGGAGAUUGGAAGGGCCCUGUGGUCCUGGCUUUGUCAUCAGUGACUGCCAUAGCAACAGCAGCUCUGUACCUCAUCUGUUGAUCUCACCUUUGAAGAGGAGACACAGUGCUCACCUUAAUUGUGCUGGUAGCAGCUCACAUCCCAUUUAUCAUAUUCACCAUUGAUUGGAAGCUGCCUUGAGAAUUUAGCACCAGGCAUUGCACCUCUGGGUGAAGGCGGGAAAAGUGUCAAGUUGGAAUAGGCUAUGGCCAGGCAUGGCCUGUCCAGGGUCCGCCAGAGAGUGGUAAAGUAUCUGAGCCUUCUUAGGAACCUGGAGUCCAGGAAAAUUUGUCUGAUGGAGUCAGUCAAAUUGUUUUAGUCUGGUUACUUCAUGCAGCUAAGUGCUUUAUGAGGAAAAACUUAGAUUGCUUUUUGCUCUGGAGGUUGCUUAAAACAUCAUCAGUGAGGAGUAGAAAAAGGGAAGGUUCCUCCUCAUCACAUAGCUGGACUUUCAGGCUGUGGUUGAUAUUCCCAGCUCUGAAAGAGAUCUCCAAGAGAGGAGGUACCUCAGAAUUACAUCACAGGGCAGUAGGUAGGGCCAUGGGAGAAAACCAGAAGGGAGGGUAACACCUCCUUGAAUGCUUUGCCUUGGUGUGUGAGAGGGCCCUCAGGUGACAUUGAGUCUUGGAUUCUUGUGCCCUGAUAUCAUGGCUUUUAGGGGUCUGAUUGAUAGCAGCAGCCCCAGCCACCCCUUCUAUAUGUCUAGUCAGUAUUUUUCCCUUCUUGGUGUGUUUUGAAGCUAUGUCAUACCCAGUAAAUCAGUAUCCUCUUUCCUACUUGAGUGGCCCAAAGCCAGUACCAAAUCCUUGGGGUCCCAAAAGCUUGACAGGUAGAACCUGCCAAGUGAAAGGAAAUUGGUUGCAAGUUCAAUUCUGCUCUGUCCUUUUAGAGAGGAACAAGCUGCCUUUUCCAAAGAGAAUGUGUGUCCUAGAAGAACCAAUCUUCUAGGCAGACAUUUGAUGGUUUCCCUUAAAUGUGAGCCUUGUGCUUCCACUAAGCUUAAUGAAUUGCUUGGUAGUGUUUGGGGCCACAGCAGCUGCUUUGAUGAGUACCACAUCCUCCCUACAAACAGCUAAAUUAAUAUUGUUUCAUCUAACCAAACCAAAAAAGGUUUGCUCUCUAUUUUAAUAUUGCAAAAGGACUUACCUGUGUAGGAGAAAUUUUGCCAUUUCUCUAAACUGGUGGUGUAGAGUCUGGCAGUGGGAGGAAACCCCAUCUGUGGGGAUGGGCAACUCUGUCCAAUGGGAUUAUUGCUAUCCCAUUGUUUUCUCAAUUCUGAGAAGCAUAGUACAAUAGUACUGAUGUAAUCACUGAAGCCUUUUCCUGAAAUAAGGGAAGGGCCCAAUCCUGAAUUAAGGUUACAAGUUCUAGGAGUCUGCUGUUGACUAUAAACCCUGACAGUGGGUUUUGGGUCAUUGUGUCAGUACAACUUCGGUUUUCUUUGGGACUGGCUGGCCUUUGGUGUUCCUGUCUCCUCAUGUUCACCAUCUCAGCAGGCCUGAGAGGCAGGGUCAGUUUGGGUAUUCAUCAUGAGGAUCACUUCUGCUUGGGAGCUAAGGGGCAUGGGCAUGUUGCUGACUGUGUGGUGACAGUGUUGAAGGGGGCAAGAGCCCCAGGGAGUCACUCCCAAGUAGAACAUGAUGGUCAUUUCCUCUAGUGUGCUUCCUUGGAAACUGUAGGUUUGCUAUUUAUCUGGCUGAGAAUCUUAAGUUCUGUGCCUUAGAGACAGUUUGCACUUUCCAAAUUGUGCCUGAGAUAGCCAUAAGGUUUUUCCCACCAAACAGCUAUGCAAAUAGAAACCAGUUCAAAGGUGGCAGCCAGGCAUGGGGUACAGUAAAGGCAAGAUAGCAGAAAUACCUUUGAAUGGUUUCCUGUAGCUAAUUCUUCCUAAGUUGUGUCCUGCUAUUCUUUAUGCAGUGCUAGGUGUUUUAAGCUUUCCAGUAGUGUUGCUUUUGAGUUACAGUAUAACCUACGUUAAUCCUCUGUGCCCACACUUUUGCUGAAGAACCGGCUUAUUGUUGGCCAGAUGCUGGAAGGAUGAGGGUGGAGUGGUUUGGCAUUUCUGUUUUAAAUAAAUGUUUAAACUUUCUAUGUGCUUCAGUAAGCCUGUGCAGUGACCUCUACCACUGGAGAGAAACACCCACAGUGCUAGGCCUUGGUGGAUCUUUGAUUCUGUGGGUCUUAUAUAAAUAAAUAAAUGUGGAGCCAG
Molecule: messenger RNA, 5465 nt
Organism: Nannospalax galili (Upper Galilee mountains blind mole rat)
Lineage: Eukaryota; Metazoa; Chordata; Mammalia; Rodentia; Spalacidae
Gene: Nek9
Product: NIMA related kinase 9
Biological process (GO): protein phosphorylation
Cellular component (GO): centrosome
Molecular function (GO): ATP binding; protein kinase activity; protein kinase binding
Source: RefSeq, a predicted model, not a curated record